This is a messenger RNA of Oryzias latipes (Japanese medaka), 6202 nucleotides long. RefSeq names its product tripartite motif containing 67 (gene trim67). Gene Ontology annotation, molecular function: zinc ion binding; protein binding. Lineage: Eukaryota; Metazoa; Chordata; Actinopteri; Beloniformes; Adrianichthyidae. Gene Ontology annotation, cellular component: cytoplasm. The record is from RefSeq and is a predicted model, not a curated record.
CAUUGCGGGGAGCUGUCCGCGCCAGUAGGUGCUGAUGUGAAGCGGUUUCUCUCGAACCACCAACACGGUCGGAGCGAUGGAUGAAGAGUUGAAAUGUCCCGUUUGCGGUUCCCUCUUCAAGGAGCCCAUCCUGCUGCCAUGCUCCCACAACGUCUGCCUCAUGUGUGCGCGGAACAUCACCGUGCAGACGCCGGACGGAGAGACGCCGGCGCAGAGCCGAGCCUCGGGCAGCUCGGACUACGACUACCUGGACAUGGACAAGAUGAGUCUGUACAGCGAGACGGACAGCGGCUACGGCUCCUUCACGCCGUGCCAGCUCAAGUCCCCGAACGGCGUGCGGGUCUUCCCGCCAGUCCUCCCCCAGCGGCACUGCUCCCUCACCUGCCCGCUGUGCCACCGGAGCGUCUCUCUGGACGAGCGCGGGCUGCGGGGUUUCCCACGGAACCGGCUGCUGGAGUCCAUCGUGGCGCGUUGUCAGCAGAAUCGCGCCUCCUCUUCCUCCUCCUCUUCAUCUGGAGCGCCCAAGUGUCAGCUGUGCGACCGGAACCCCGUGGACGCCACGGUGAUGUGCGAGCAGUGCGACGUGUAUUACUGCGGUGCGUGCCAGCAGCGGUGCCACCCGUCCCGCGGGCCCCUCGCCAAACACCGCCUGGUGCCGCCGCCGAGGCAGGCAGCGGCGGGCGGCGCGGCGAUGGCACCGGGCGGCGGUCAGCAGCCGCCCGUGGCCGCGCGGAAGCCGGCGACGUGCGUGGAUCACGAGGCGGAGAACUUCAGCAUGUACUGCUGCAGCUGCAGGGCUCCGGUCUGCACCAAGUGUCUGGAGGAGGGGAAGCACGGAAAGCACGACGUGAGACCGCUGGCCGUGAUGUGGAAGCAGCACAAAUGCCAGCUUUCCCAGGCUCUGAAUGGGGUCUCAGACAAAGCUAAAGAUGCCAAGGAGUUCCUGGUUCAGCUCAAGAACAUGCUUCAGCAGAUACAGGAGAAUGGAGUGGAGUUUGAAGCUUGCUUUGUGGCACAGUGCGAUUCUCUGAUUGAGGCGCUGACCAGACAGAAGGCUAAACUCCUCACCAAAGUCACAAAGGAGAAGGAGUACAAACUGAAGGUGGUGCGUGAUCAGAUCACACACUGUACCAUGAAGCUGCGGCAGACCACCGGCAUGAUGGAGUACUGCUUAGAGGUCCUUAAGGAGAACGAUCCCAGUGGAUAUCUGCAGAUCUCAGAUGCCCUGAUCAAGCGUGUCACGUCCUCACAGGACCAGUGGGUCAAGGGGGCGCUGGAGCCCAAGGUCAGCUCUGACUUUGACCUUGUCCUCAACACGGACUCGCUCCUCCAAACCAUCCUGCAGCUGGACUUCUGCCACGGCAAAGAUGUGCAAGAGAAGCCAUUAUUGAAACAAAUGCAGGCGGCAGACAGUUAUGAGGCUGAGAUGGAGACUGAGAGCCCAGGAGUGGAGCCCGGACCUUCAGUGCCGGCAGCUCCCCUUCUUCAGCUGGAAAAGUGCUGCACCAGAAACAAUAGUGCCACACUGGCUUGGAGGGUUACUGUGCCGACCAGCAACCCUAUUGAUGGAUACAUCCUGGAACUGGACGAUGGCAAUGGAGGACAAUACAGGGAGGUGUAUGUUGGAAGGGAGACGGUGUGCACAGUUGAUGGGUUGCAUUUUAACAGCUCCUACAAUGCCAGAGUGAAAGCCUACAAUACCAUUGGUGUGGGUCCAUACAGCAAGACGGUAGUUCUCAAGACGUCGGAUGUGGCGUGGUUCACCUUUGACCCCUCCUCCGCUCACAGGGACAUUGUUCUGUCCAAUGAAAACCUGACAGUCUCCUGUAACAGCUACGAUGACCGCGUGGUGUUGGGCACCGCCGCCUUUUCCAAGGGUGUUCACUACUGGGAGGUCAGGAUCGAUCGCUAUGACAACCACCCAGAUCCCGCCUUUGGGGUGGCGAGGAUCAACACCAUGAAAGACAUGAUGCUGGGGAAGGACGAUAAAGCUUGGGCCAUGUAUGUGGACAACAACCGCUCCUGGUUCAUGCACAACUCCCACACCAACAGGGCAGAGGGAGGCAUCAACAAGGGCUCGACGGUGGGAAUCUUGCUGGAUCUGGUCAAACGCACGCUAACGUUCUACAUCAACCAGAAGCAGCACGGACCGACCGCCUUCGAUAGCCUGGACGGCGUCUUCGUGCCGGCAGUCAGCCUCAACAGGAACGUGCAGGUCACCCUUGUGACGGGCCUUGAGGUACCAAAGAAUCUCAACCAGUGAAAGCCCCCCCCCCCCCCCCCCCCCCCCCCAGGUGACCCUUUGACACCAACCAUCAAGUUUAGCCUCGGUUCAGCCCCACAUGGGGCUUUUCCCAGAACGAUGGGCUGCAUCUUAUGUCAUCUAGAACAGCGGUCCCCAACCCCCGUGCCGGGGACCGGUACCGGUCUGUGAGUCAAUUGGUACUGGGCCGUACAGAAAGAAUAAAUAACCUACAUUACUUCAGUUUUAUUUAUUUUGGAACCUGAAAGAUGUUUUAUUUUGAAAAAUUGCCCGAUCCUCUGUUCCAUCGGUCUAUGUUACUGUUGGCGCUCUUCUUGGUCAUGUGAUAAGUUACCACUAGAAUAAAACCCAGGAGCUAGCAAAAUGAGGAAUUUAAUUUUAUGAAUCCUAAAUAUUUGGGUGUGCGCUGAGGUUUUUAUUUGGUGAACAUGUCCGCACAGAUAAGUGACAUAAUUUGGGGAAUUUGUAAGAUUUUUGCCCCAACAGCUCCUGGAUGAGUGCUGGUUUUCCUAUUUUUCCAGCUUGUGACAUUCCGGUUCUUGUAGAAGAAUGUCUGAGACCAAACUGACAGCAGACAUGCUCACUGUGCAGUAACGUGACACAACAGUUUUUGCAGUUAGAGAAAUGAUUCGACAACAUUGGUUCUGGUUGUGUGUCAUUGUCGGGUUUGUUUAAGCACAAUGAAUGGAAUUCUCUCUGCUUUUCAUUGGAAUCUUGUUGCCAUCCAAAGCUUCCUCCGUACAACAAAAAGUCAAGUAUGAAGACCGCUUGCUGUUCUUGUCAAAAAUCUUCAGAGAACGUUGGAGCUGAAUUCUUUUUUAUCACUUUGACAAACCUACAAAACCUGGGAAUUGAGCUCCUGCAGAACAUCUGAUUCUUUUUCUUAAAGGUUCCCCAAAAUUCUCCAAGAUGUAGGAAAAUGUCACAUUCCAACGGAAAGGUUAGCCAAACCAACAAUGUUUAUGUGAUGGCAAAGUAUUAACGAUAAAUUCCUCUUUGUGAGCACACAGGACAAGUAAAAGAAGAAAUAAAGAUUUUCUCAAUUUUUGAUUACCAUGGCAACACGACUCAAAUUCAGUGAAUACAUAGACUUUAUAUUUCCUACAGUUUCACUGCGUUUAACCUCGCCAGUUUUUUUUUUUUAAAUGUAAAUGUAAAAAGCAAAGUUUGAUCUUUUUAGGGAACAAAUAGAAAUAAUUGUUAGGUUUUUUUUGCUCUGCAGGAUUCUGGAAAAUCAAAUACUGGCCUUUUUUUAUGUUCUUUGAGAGACUGACAGCUACAGUGAUGCAUCCAAAUGAAUGAAAACUGUGUUCAUUUCUCUGAAACAUCUCACAGUUUUGGCACCUUUGACGAGCUGAAACGAAGAUUUCUGGAGGCCUCAUCAGGUUAAACUGCUGCUACGGGUGGGAGGGGCUAACAACCACAACACUGUGACUGCAAGGCCAUUAGAAACACACCGUUUAUAUAAAGUACGUCCUGUCUCGCUUUCAUGAGGCAAAGACAGAAAUGUUUAGACUUAAUGAGUUUUGCUGAAGGUGGUCUGUGAUGUGUUUCUGUCCCGCACAAAGCAUGAGUGUGAGUGUGGUGUAAAUACUGACAUGUGGAUCAUGAUGUCAAAUGUUACGCAUGGACUAGGCAUAGAAAAGAGUUUACAAACUGUUUGUGUUUUAAAUAUUGACUGUUUUUCUAAUAAGUGAUGUGAACAAGAGAGAUUAGCUCUCCCUGCUGUUCAGCCAUGGAUUUUGACAGAUUUACCAAACCUGAUAUAAAAAGGAAAAUUGCAACCGUUUAGUAAUUGGUUUUCUAUGGAAUAUUUUUUUAAAUGAUGCCAAUAACCCAAUUUCUAAACUUAUAAUCAGGAAAAUAAAGUUAUUAUUAUUAUUAUUAUUUUAGUUUUUAAAUCUUGAUUUUAGGAAUUUUGAACAAAACAUAGAAGGGAAACAUGAAAAGUAUUGAUUACUUCUACAAGUUCCAGGGUUUUUUCAAAAUAAAAGUCCCUAAAUUAAGGGUUUAGCUUCAGACCUUGAGGACUCCUCUCCUAUUUUUCUAGAUAUUUUCUACAGUCAGAGUAAAAAGUAUCAGUUCUGUAAAACAUCACACAGCAUUCCCUUCAUUCCCCAGAAGUAUUGAAAGCUUCUUUUAAUACUUUGACUCAUAAAUGUAUAUAUUUAUGUACAGUAAUCUGCUAAGGACUUUCCCCCAUGGAUCAAAUAAUUCUUGAAUACAUUUAUUGGUAAUAAAGAAUAGGAAUAAACUGGAAAAAAAAGUUUUAUUUUUGGCCUUUUUAACUCCAAUAAGGGUCUUUUGCUGCUUUGAUUGUAUUUAAAGUGAAAAAAAAGUGAUCAAAUUGAAUGAUCAUUUAUUCUCCAGGAAUUCUGACAAGCUCUGAAAAAAUAAUGAAUGCAGCUGACGUCAAAUUUAUUAACGACUUUUUUAUUAUUAUUAUUUCCACAUUUUUGAUUAUUGAUUUGAAAAAGACAAUUUUCUAAAUGUGUUUUUACAAAUAUGAGGUUCUAGAAGAUUUGAUUCUACCUCUAACCUGUAACUACGUAGUUGAGUGGUUAUUUUAGUUAGUGUUUGGUUCCUCUCCCCUCCUCUUCACUCUGCUGGUUACCUGAAGCAGCAAAAAUAGGGGUGGUGGUUCCCUCAGGGUCUGGAGCUGCCCACCCCUGCAUGGAAAGAACAAAUACUGAACAUUUUUAAAGAUGGCUAAAGGAGGAAAAAAUUGUUCUUGUGUAAUAAAGUUGUGUUUUGAAUGUGGAAUUAGGCGAAAAUCCAAUGUUUUCUUUCGAUUUCUUACUGUUUUAACUCAAAUCAUAUUCCAGGUAUUUUCUUACAAAACAUUUGAUUAUUUUUUUAUUUUUGUUCACAUUUCCUGCUGAAACUUCUAAAAGCUGAGAAAAUAAAACCGAAACAAAUGUGAACUUCAUAGAUAUAACAAGUUUAUGUAUUUGUUCAGUUAUUAAUGUAUAUAUAAUUUAUUAUAAAAAAUAUUUAUUGCAUGUUUGAAAUGUAACUUUUUAUUUUGGCAUCUCUUAAUUUGUACAGUAAUAAAAUGUACAUAUAUGGAAAAAUGAAAUUAAAAGAAUUCAAGGUUGAGGGGAAAUGUUUUGCUGCCCUCAGGUGGUCAAAAGGAGAACCUGCAGGUUUCUCUCGAGCAGUAGACGCCCUUUUUUUUUCAACAUUUGCGGUUUUCAUUCCCUUUUUUUUCCCUCUUCAUGCAUGUUUAACAUGUGACACAACCCUUAUAUUAAAGCAGGAGUCAGGAAGGAGGUCCAUCUUGACCCUAAAGAUGAAUCGGGGGGCAUUUCCUCCUGUGGCGUUCUUAUGGUCACGUCCUUGCUGUCGUUGACCCCAAUGUGACCUGACAUUAGUCAAACAGGUCAAACCUCCAUCCAAACUUGUGUGUGUGGAUGGUCAAAAAAGCACAGUAGAAAAUUGACUUAUUUUAGGAUUAAUAUGGCUCUAUUCGUGGUUAUAAGACACGCCCACUUCUUCCUGACAUACGAGUACAUGAAUGUGACAUUUUCCUGAUCCAUCUCCAAAAUAUGGUGCUGAUUUAAAGCAUGUAUGUCAUUGCCUUUUUCUUUAGAAAAAAAGAUAUUUACCUAAAGACAUUGAAGAAAAACUGUUUUCUCUUUGUUUUGUAAGUUUAACUUCCUGUUUUGGGUAAAGAAAACUGCAGAAAACCUUUAUCAAAUCCACAAAUGUUUCCCUUUAAAGUCUUUUACAUAAAAACCUUUAUUCAUUUCAAUCCCCUGAUGUAGAAGUUUUGUAUAAAUACAUGGUUUGUACAUCAAGAAUGCAGGAAAAAAACGAGUGUCAAAACAAAAAUGUCUUUUUUUGUCAUUUAUAAUGAAGCCAAUAAAUUAACUGUGAUAAAAUUAAAAAUGUUGUUUUUUUGUGGAGCGUUGCAUUCAGGGUCCAUUUGGAGAAAAA